AUGGCCGACAAUGACCUCCAGCUCCCCCUCUCCUCUCCAAGUCCCUCCGCUCUCUUCUACCCUUUCGCGACAUCUCCGGAUAUCAUUCGUUCCCAUGAGAAAGACAUCUUCCUCACCGGCAGUCUGAUAAAUCAGGCCCAAUCCAUUACCCGUGCUCUUCGUGGAGCUCGUUUUGCCCAUACACACACCGAUGCUAUCAAGCAUGUGACGGAGAUUCUCUAUUUCUCCCUGACCACCUUGAUCGGCAACCGAACAUUAGGGGAGGAAUAUUGUGAUCUCGUUCAGCUCGAGGAUGAUACACUUCAGCUACCGUCCAUCUCCCGAAGAGUGGGAUAUAUUCUGAGCACCAUCCUGGUGCCCUGGGCUCUGCAGAAGAUCUUGCCCGCUUUUCGACAUCGGCUGCGUGCCAAAUUGGAACGCAGCAUCGCCCGGCAACAGCUCAAAGCCCAGCAGCAGGCUUUGAAUGUGCCGAAAUUCCCCAAAAAGAAACCAGAGAAUAAACAGCCCCUCUUCACCAAACUGCGCAUUCAGAAGUAUAUCCUAGAGCACCUGGAUUCUAUCACAUCCGUCUCCCCGGUUUACGCGCUCAGCAUCGCAACCUUCUACUUCACCGGCUCGUACUAUCACCUCGCUAAACGAUUCUGGGGCCUGCGAUACGUCUUCACAAAGAAGUUGGAAGAGAAUGAACAACGGAUAGGCUAUGAGGUCCUGGGAGUCCUCCUGGUUCUGCAGAUUGCCGUGCAGGGAAUACUCCACGUCCAGAAGGUCGGAGUGAGCAUACAGCAGGAGGAUGAGCAGGCAAUUGAAUCCGAGACCACAGGACCAAAGCGUGAUGAAGAUGCUCUGAUCACAUCUAUUGAACACCCUUCAAACAUCCCUCUUCUCCCGGCAUCUAGUGCUCGAUAUGAUCUUGAACAAGACUCCAACGCCCUCCCCUGGAUUCCCACAGAACAACAGCGCAAAUGUACCCUUUGCCUUGAAUCGUUCAAGGACCCGAGUGUCACAACAUGCGGUCAUGUUUUCUGCUGGAUCUGUGUUCGUGACUGGGUGCGUGAAAAACCAGAAUGUCCUCUCUGUCGGCAAGAGGUUCUUUUGUCCAAGGUCCUGCCGCUCAGAGGUUAG
Molecule: messenger RNA, 1122 nt
Organism: Aspergillus wentii DTO 134E9
Lineage: Eukaryota; Fungi; Ascomycota; Eurotiomycetes; Eurotiales; Aspergillaceae
Gene: pex10
Product: ubiquitin-protein ligase peroxin 10
Exons: 1
Coding region: 1-1122 (373 amino acids)
Biological process (GO): protein import into peroxisome matrix
Cellular component (GO): peroxisomal membrane
Molecular function (GO): zinc ion binding
Source: RefSeq, a predicted model, not a curated record